GUUGUUGUCCUCAAGGAGGUAGUUGGGGGGGAGUUGUGGCAUUGCGGGGUAAACCCUGGAGGUGACUUGGGAAUAGGUGGGACGGAUGGUGGGGAUGGUGGAGGUCGUCAUGAUGGGUUGGGGAAGGGUAUGGGAGUACGGGGGGGGAAGAGGGGUGAUGUGGAUGGGCGAGGAAGGCGGUGUGCUGGAUGCGCCGGAUGAGGGAGGAGGUGGGGGGAAUGAAACGGUAGUGGACGUUAAAGGCCGUGGUGACGACCGUGAUGGAGGGGUUGUCCCCUUUGAGCGGAUGACGCGGUCGGAUAUGGACGACAUGGUGACCUUUAUGUCGUCCAGAGAGGCGGUGACGGAGGUUUGGAAGGUGUCGAGUGCGUGGAGGAUGGUGGAGAGGUCGGGGGUGGCGGUGUUUGCUGGUGGUUAUUCGCGUGCGAGGUUGCGGGUGAUGCUAUCGACCGAGUCGGCGCGGAUGUCAAACAUGUUGAUGGAGGAUGCGGUCGUAACGGGGGAAAAGGGGGUGGAGGACGCGGACGGAACGGAUGUGGAGGAUGCAGCCGCAGUGGUGGCGGCAGCAGCAGCGGCGGCGGCGGCAGCAGCGCGUUGGGAGUUCUUGGUGUUGCGUGGUGGCAUGUGGAGAUUCGGGGGAGAGGGGAGUUUCUGAUUUAUUUAUCAAUAAAUAAAGAUAAUUGCCAAGGUUUUUCAAAUUCCGAAUUUACAAAAUGUCAAAAAAGAAUUAAAUAAAUUUCAAGAAGGAGGAUUUUUUAUUUUUAUUUUUUUGAAAAAGGAGAGGAUAAAAGGAAUUUGGGGAUUUAUGUGAAGGCAGGGUGUGGGAAUUAAUUUAAUUCGGCAAAAAUGCCCGCAAUAAAUUAGUUCGAGAAAAUUAAAAUUUAAGAUGAAGAUUUUACAAAAAAAAAGGAAUGAAUUUUAAUUGAAUUU
This is a messenger RNA of Chara braunii, 930 nucleotides long. The record is from the annotation of a GenBank genome assembly. Lineage: Eukaryota; Viridiplantae; Streptophyta; Charophyceae; Charales; Characeae.